Molecule: messenger RNA, 1808 nt
Organism: Nylanderia fulva
Lineage: Eukaryota; Metazoa; Arthropoda; Insecta; Hymenoptera; Formicidae
Source: RefSeq, a predicted model, not a curated record
UGUUAUUACUUUUGGAAUAUAUCUAAAAUUUCCUUCAUAAAUCCAAUUUUUUCCUUCCUUUGAUAUACAAUUUUUUGAUUAAUAAUGUUCAAAUGUUUAAUGUGCAACUGUGUAUUUUCAUCUAUACUUUUGUACAAUAAGCACCAAAUUCUUCAUAAAGACAUGCCGUAUUUAAAAAUAAUUUGUCUGUUCAAAAAUUGUAGGCAACAAUUUAAUAAAUAUCUCAAUUUUAAGAAACAUAUUUUUAGACAGCAUUCAACAGAUAAAAAACAAACAUGCAUAACUUAUUGUUGUAAAGAAAGAAAUUGCAAUGCUCAUUUUAACGAUAGAUUAAAUUUUAAUAAACAUUUAUAUAAACAUAUAAGACAAAGUAAAAUUGGGAUUUAUUGCGGAUAUCCAGCUUGUUCUACUAAUAAAAUUUUCAAAACAGUCAGCACUUAUACAGUACACAUAUGUAGACAUCAUCCAAGUGAUAAUUUUGAUAAGCAAUUUGUUACUAAUAAAGAAUUGAUAAAUUUUGAUACCAAUAAUUUUGAUACCAGUAAUUUUGAUACCAGUAAUAAUGACAAUCUUUUUUUGCAAAAGGAAAGUUUAAAUCAAUUUUUGUGUGAUGUGAACAAUAAUGAAAAAGCUAUAGCACAAUUAUAUUUAAAUUUGACUACAAAAUAUUUCCUAACAGAAUUUGCUCUACAAGCUGUAAUAGAUGAUAUGGAUGAGGAUGGCAGAUGUUUUGGAGACGGAUCUCAUUCAAUAUAUUUAAAACUUCGAGACCGAAAUUCUUAUUUAAAUAGACCACAUAUGAAAAGAUGUCUAAGUCAAAGUUUAAAUAUACCUCUAAAAAAACAAAAAAAAGUAUUAUCUGCUAAAGCUGGAUGUAAUAAUUGGCAGCCAGAAAAAUAUAUUGACACAGAAACAGAAGAGACAAUAGAGGACAAGGCUAAAUUUCUACGUCAAAUAGUUCACGAUGAUUCAUCAAGCGAUCCUAAGAUUCAACAUAAAAUUAAUUUGUAUCUUGAAGCUACAUAUCCGGCGCAAAGAUUGUUUCUUAAUGAUGUCUAUAAAACACCUACUAUUGAAGAUGUUAAAACUACAUGGCCAAUUCUUUUAAAAAAAAAAUAUAUGUUUUGGCAUUACGAGCAAUUAAUGGGACAUUCAGUAGAUCUUCUAAAGCAAGAAAUCUUAAAAAAACAAGACAAAAUACUUAUUUAUGGACAGCAUAAAAAAUAUAAAGAUAUCAUUAAUUCAAAUAAUCCUACAGAGUUAAAAUUGAUAAAAAUUAUUAUGAAACAUUUUAAAGAAGAUUUUCAAGAAUUAUUUAAAACAUAUCCUGAAGCAACACCCUUGGAAAAUAUAGAACCACCAGUUGUAGCACCAUGUAUUAUAAUCAUAGAUGAUCCAGCAUGUCGAAUGUUUUAUUUAUAUAUAGAAAAAUUAUUGAUUGAAAGGACAUAUUGCUUUUAUGAAGCCUUAAAAAUGUUGAUGUCUGUAUAUUACAUUUUCAAUAUGGAAUAUCCCAAAAAUAGUACAUGUACCUUAGAAUUUUUACAAAAAUAUUUUUUAAAUAUUCAUCCAGCUUGUGGUUCAAAAUCUCAUAAGGUGUCAACAAAAUACAAAGUAUUGUCACUUUUUAAUAAAUUGAGAAACAUAUCAGAUCAAGAAAAUAUUGCUACAGAUAACAUGUAACAAACAUAAAAUAAAAAUUUCUACAAAAGUAGAAAUAUAAUCUAUUACCACUAUAUUCUAUAUUCUAUGUGAAAGUCUAUAAAAAGCUUCAUAUGAAGAUCAAAAUAAAAACCACUUGAAAACAC